This is a messenger RNA of Patella vulgata (common limpet), 4721 nucleotides long. Its product is annotated as ras-specific guanine nucleotide-releasing factor 1. The record is from RefSeq and is a predicted model, not a curated record. Lineage: Eukaryota; Metazoa; Mollusca; Gastropoda; Patellidae. The transcript has 21 exons. Gene Ontology annotation, molecular function: guanyl-nucleotide exchange factor activity; protein binding. Bases 1243 to 4536 code for a protein of 1097 amino acids.
UACUAGCUGUACAGCGGCUGUAGAUACAGUGCGAGAAAAGUCAGAAGUAUAUAUCCAGGUGAUGAUUUGACAAGUGUUAAAUUAUAAUGCCUUACCGUUUGUUUUAGAGCUAGGACACCGUGUCACUCAUGUUUUCCGCAACAAGUAGUCAACAGCUAGCUCACAUUUCACCUAUCUAAAUAUACAACUAUGUGUGAAGAAUUUAUCUCAUACAUGUUUCGAAUUAAUUUUGGAUGAUAAGAAACGGGGGAUAUCAUGCUUCAUUUGCGUGUCUGUAUUUUGCAUAAUGAAGUAAAAGGCUGCAUCAUUUCGUUUUCGUUAGCAGAUUGACAUGAUUUUGGUGCCAUGAGACGGUUACAGGUGAAAAGCGACGAAUGCGUUUAGGUUAAGUCUGUCUCAUUGAAUUUAGUUGUCAGACCUAGUUUAACAGAUGAAAUCAUAAUGUAGAUAGAAAAUAUAGAUAUACCUAUAACAAUGUAGUAUUCAGUAUGUGACAGCUCGUGUAAACUUGAUUUGCAUUAACUGUUCAAGUUCCUAAAAGGACUAAUGGAAAAAUAAUAGACGUGGGCUUAUUUGGUGAUUGUACACGAAUGCGGUGAUAUACAAUGUCAAUAGCUGAUUUAUGAAGUGAAAACAGUGAAAUAAAGUUUUGUUCGUUUAUUGUAAAAGGAACUUACGUAAUUUCUGGGAGCUCGAUUUAGUGGGAGUGGGUUGUUAGCACGUUUUUGACAUUAUCGCUUAUGACAAUAUUUCUGAUAAUGAGCUGGAAAUAAGCGAGUAAAACAAUCAAAGUAGACAAUUAGACAAGUGAUAUCCAAUUGCGGUUAUUGAUAAUAUAUUGUUACAAACCGGACGCACCAGUAAUUUGAAUUGUGCUGUGUGGAAAUGAUAUUUACACCGAACUCGGUGCUUGUGUAAAACCUAAUGGCAUGAACAUAGUAUAAGGAGUUGGACUAAAAAAAAUGGAAUAAACUAAUGGAUUCGUUAAACAUGAGUAGACUUCCUGAGAUUCCUUAGAAAUAUAUCAUAUUUACUUAUUAUCAUAUAAAUAUUUAGUCUUUACGUAGUGAGGCUGGAAUCUAUAAAUAUUUCAUCCGAGGAUUAUAUAGCAAGAUGUUUUAAUUCAUCGGGAAAUUAUUAAUAAUUGAUUGUGCUUCGUAUAGCGUAUAUUAUAUCAGCCUAUAAUAUUCUCAUAUUAUUUGAUAUAGCUAUAAUAAGUUAUAGUUUUAGUGACUAGUUUACAUGUUACCCAACACCAUGCAAAAAGGAAUUAGGAUCAAUGAUGGCCAAUUGUUGUAUCUGGCCAACAAGGCACGACAAGAAAACACAAUCUGUGGAUUUCUGUACAAGAAAAGUUCGGACACAGGAAAAUGGCAGUUGAGGUAUUUUGUUCUUUAUCAAAACCUGUUGUUCUACUUCGAGAAUGAUACUGCAAGUCGACCUUCGGGCGUUGCUGUUCUGGAAGGAAGUUAUUGUGAUAGAGCUAUUACAUCUGCUAGUGUAGCUAAAGGCAAAGAAAUAGACAAGCAGCACUGUUUUACCAUCACCUAUAAAAGUGAAGGUCAGCGACAAUAUGAUUUACGCUGUGAUUCAGAAUCAGAAUGUACCGCAUGGAUUGAUGCAAUUAAAAGAGCAAGUUACAGCAAGGUAUUGGAGAUGAAAGAAGAACUGGAACAGAAACAUCUACAUUUACUACAGAUACUAGACAGUGAACGUCAGGCAAAAUGGCAGUAUGUACAACAAACAGAUGAAUUUACAAUAGAAGUUAAAAAAUUAAAAGCUGAGCUUCAAAAAUUUAAAAACCAAAUAUUCUCUAAUCAUCAAGUAGAUGAAGAAACUGAUGAAAUUCGUAAAAUAAAAAAGGUUCAAAGUUUUUUUCGAGGGUGGCUGUGUCGCAGACGAUGGAAACAAAUCGUGGAACUGUAUAUUCGCUCACCACAUGCAGAAAGCAUGCGCAAACGUAACAGUAUUGUGUUCAGUAUGGUUGAAUGUGAAGAAGAAUAUAAUAGACAGCUCUCAUGUUUAGUUACAUGUUUUUUACGCCCAUUAAGAAUGGCGGCAAGUUCUAAAAAACCUCCAGUCACACAUGAAGAUGUAAACAGUAUAUUUUUAAACAGUGAAACGCUAUUGUUUUUACAUCAGAUAUUUCUAAAAGGAUUAACAGCCAGGUUAGAAAAUUGGCCUACUUUAGUAUUAGGGGAUUUAUUUGACAUGUUACUACCUAUGUUGAGUAUUUAUCAGGAAUAUGUACGAAAUCAUCAUUAUAGUUUACAAGUUUUAGCUGAAUACAAACAAAAACCAGAAUUUAAUAAUUUGCUCAAACGAUAUGAAGAGAAGCCAGCGUGUGAAGGCAGAUCUCUAGAAUUAUUUCUCACAUAUCCUAUGCAUCAAAUACCUCGUUAUAUAAUAACAUUGCAUGAAUUAUUGGCACACACACCUCAUGAUCAUGUUGAAAGAAAGAGUCUUGAAUAUGCUAAAAGUAAAUUAGAAGAAUUAUCUAGGGUGAUGCAUGAUGAAGUGAGUGAGACGGAAAAUAUACGUAAAAAUUUAGCUAUUGAAAGAAUGAUAGUAGAGGGUUGUGAUAUCCUUUUAGAUGUUAAUCAAACUUUUGUCCGGCAAGGUCCUUUGCUGCAGGUUCUCAAUGAAAAAAACAAAUCAAACCGGGGACGUUUAGGAUCCUUCAGCUCUUCCUUCAAGGAAUCCAAAAAGGAGGUGGUGCGACAAGUGUUCCUCUUCACCAAUCAUAUGUUACUGACACACCGAGCAUCCAAUGGUCGCCUCCAUCUUGCUAAGCAUUACGGGAAAAUAUCAUUAAUUGACUGUACACUUGUUGAAGAUCCUAACUCAGAUAUUUUCUUUUUUGAUGAAGAGACAUCAUCUUUAGAUUCAAAUCUUAGUAUUGGCAGCCAGACAUCUGCAGCAAAUCUACUUCAAGCACCUCCCUCUGAAAAGGAUGCUAAAGCAGAUUACAAUGGUUUAGAUUUUCGUAUAAUUAUUGAUUCUAAAAGUGGUCCACCUAUCACCAUAACAUUGGUUGCCUCCACACUCCAUGAAAAAGCUGCUUGGUGCAGUGAUAUCAGUCAGUGUAUAGAAAAUUUACAGUAUAGUGAUCUCCUGAACAGCUCCAUGAGUGAAUCUUCUUCCGUCACCAUGCCACAGUCUGUCAGAUACAUACACAGUACUGAGAUAUGGUCAGAUCCAAAACUGUUUCGUGAUGAUGUGGAUAUUAAAUUCAGUCGAACGCUUAACUCCUGCAAAGUUCCACAGAUUCGUCAUGCGAGUGUGGAUCGAUUACUGGAUAGACUGACAGACUUGCGGUUUCUAAGCAUCGACUUUCUUAACACAUUCCUGCUGACAUACCGUGUCUUCACUACUGGUCAAACAUUACUAGAAGCUUUAAAACGAGUUUAUAAAAAUCCUGAAGCUAGUAAUUUAGACUCUAGCAUGUGUUCUAUAUCUGCUCAGUCUCUAUCUGAUGCAGAAGAAGGUAGUCCACCACAUACAGAUUUUACUGGUGAACCACCUGAAGUUGAUUCCAAAUAUGUAAUUAAACCACAGGCCGAGAAAUUUAGACGCAUUAGUACGGGCUGUAUGAAUGAUGCUCAGACAGUAGACAGACUUCCACUUGGGGGCUUCCAUGGUACAAAAAUUGAACGAGGUGAAUCAGUAGAUAGUGAUGACAGUAGAUCAGAGUUAUCUACCUAUCUUAUUCCUCCAAAACCUAAACUAGCACCUAUCGCUUCUUGUGAAACACUGUAUGACCACGAUAUUCCUGAUGUGCCCUCAAUUACUAUGGAGGAUUCUUCAACUUCAGGUAUAACUCUGUCUGAUUUUGAAAUUGGUGAAUCAUCAGUUGAUACCUGUGAUAGUGACAAUGAGGGGCGACUCGCACCUCCACUGGUUAUUUCAGGGGCACCACAAGACUUCUCAGAGACGUUAAUGCGCACUAGCCACUACACUUUAAGUUCAGCUGCUAGCUCGGAUACUUUAACACCAGGAACACCUCAAGCCAGUCCCAUUCCGUCACCACUGGGAAGUCCAAAGAGAAUCAAGUUCAACCUGAAACAAAAUGGAAAUAAAGGUCGACCUCAAAGUCCAUCAGCUCCGUGCAAAAUGCCUGAUGCACCAGCAGUGAGCCUAGAAGCUCUAACUCUAUCACCUGCAAGUAGUCCAAUACGUGUGAUAAAACCCCUCCCAACAUCAUCACCAAUACGAGUACCUUCACCAAAAUUUCGUUCCACAUCACCAAAGCAGACAUCUUCUCCAUCGCGAACACCUAGAUCUCGAUCACCUUCAGUUAGUCCAAAAUUGAGACGAGCGCCUUCACCAAUAAGCUACAGUUAUUCAUCACCUAAUAUUAUAGCCCCACAGAUUAAGAUCAAGCCAUAUCAAGUUCAUCUGCAGCAACUACUGCAUUUGCUGCAGCCACUGCUGGUUUGGCUAACUACUCUUCAACAGAAAAUCCCAAAAAUGUGGGUCGCUUUCUUAGUGUUGGUCCAGGUACUGAUCGACCAGCUAAGAAACGGGAAUCUGUGAUAAGUACAGCAGCAACAAUGCGGGUACUAAAUAUAUUAAAGCACUGGGUAUCGAAACAUCAACAGCCGCUGUAAAAAACGGUAAAAUAUGUAGAUCUACUAAUGGCUGUAGUAAACAAUAUCAUAUUGGUUUCGCCAUCACUCUGCGAAUUAUUAAUAUUCUCAAAAACUGGAUUGUUAAAUUAC